Molecule: messenger RNA, 763 nt
Organism: Guillardia theta CCMP2712
Lineage: Eukaryota; Cryptophyceae; Pyrenomonadales; Geminigeraceae
Exons: 14
Coding region: 55-552 (165 amino acids)
Source: RefSeq, a predicted model, not a curated record
AAGCCCCGAUUAAUCUAUGCGAGGGUCUUGCUGAGCUCCUGGAGCUGCUCGGAGAUGCUGAUGAGCGAGAUGAGGCCUGGUUCGAGCAUGCUCCUGCUCCUGCUCCUGCUUGUGUCCAGCUGCCAUGGUCAACCGGGCGUGAAGCUCGCGUUCACGAGCCCCCAGGAUGGAUCUAGGGUGUGGAUCGAUGAGGAGCACCCGCUCAAGAUCUCCAUCGACGUGUCAGGCGCUAAGUUCCCCCAAGAUGGCUCAAUCGCACUCUUCGUGAACGGACAUGAUACCGGGCAACGGCUGUCGAAGCCUCCAUUCGAGGUCGCCAUGACGGAGCUGGACGACAGGAACUACCGGAUCGACGCUAGGUUCUUCGACAAGAAGGACAGGCCGACUGAGCACGUGGCAAGCGUGACCUUCAUGGCUCGGAGGUACUUGGAGCUGAUGGAGCACGAGGAGUAUCAUGUGUCUGCCGAAGGCCCUCGUGGAGACGGGUUCGACGGGAUGGCGGGGCUGGAAUCUUGGGAAUGGAGGCCUCCGGAACUCGAUUCUCUUCGGUAGCAUCGGACAUGAAGGAGCUGAAGUUCGACGUGCUCUGGAAGGAGGACAGCGAGGACCUGCGGUUGCUCAAGUCCAGGUGGGCGAGUCGACUCACUUACGAGGAGAUGAAGAAGGGCGACGAAGUACUCUCUGCAUACUCCGACUUCCAUGGCCAAGUCAUGCGAGACAAGAGCCUCUGGAAAACAAACAAUUUCUUGAUCUAUCGCACCAU